UUCCAUUGACAGAAGCAGUGACCCUGGAAGGUUCUUCUAUGUUGACAUUACAACAGGUGCCCUAAUGACUGCAAGACCCCUUGACCGAGAAGAGUUUUCUUGGCAUAAUAUCACUGUCCUUGCUAUGGAAAUGAACAAUCCUUCCCAGGUUGGAAGCGUUCCUGUCACAAUCAAAGUCUUAGAUGUGAAUGACAAUGCUCCAAAGUUCCCCAGAUUCUAUGAAGCUUCUGUCUGUGAGAAUGCCAAAGCAGGGCAGCUGAUCCAGACAGUGAGCGCAGUGGACCAAGAUGACCCACACAAUGGCCAGCACUUCUACUACAGCUUGGCUCCUGAGGCUGCUAACAACCCCAACUUCACCGUAAGGGACAACCAAGAUAACACUGCCCGGAUUCUAACUAGGAGGUCUGGCUUCCGGCAGCAGGAGCAGAGUGUCUUUUACCUGCCCAUCCUGAUAUCGGACAAUGGGCAGCCGGUGCUGAGCAGUACGGGCACGCUGACUAUCCAGGUGUGCAGCUGUGACGACGAUGGACACAUCCUGUCCUGCAGCCCCGAGGCCUACAUGCUCCCAGUCAGACUGAGCCGUGGUGCCCUCAUCGCCAUCCUGGCCUGCAUCUUUGUCCUCUUAGUGCUGGUGCUGCUCAUACUGUCCAUGCGGAGGCACCGGAAGCAGCCGUACAUCAUCGACGACGAGGAGAACAUCCACGAGAACAUCGUGCGCUACGACGACGAGGGUGGUGGCGAGGAGGACACCGAGGCCUUCGACAUCGCGGCCAUGUGGAACCCACGGGAGGCGCAGGCGGGCGGCGCCUCCAAGACGCGGCAGGACAUGCUGCCCGAGAUCGAGAGCCUCUCCCGCUACGUGCCUCAGACGUGCGCCGUCAACAGCACCGUCCACAGCUACGUCCUGGCCAAACUCUACGAGGCCGACAUGGACCUGUGGGCCGCGCCCUUCGACUCCCUGCAGACGUACAUGUUCGAGGGGGACGGCUCGGUCGCCGGGUCUCUGAGCUCCCUGCAGUCGGCCACUUCAGACUCGGAGCAGAGCUUCGACUUCCUGACGGACUGGGGACCCCGCUUCCGGAAGCUGGCGGAGCUCUACGGGGCGUCGGAGGGUCCCGCGCCCCUGUGGUGACGGAAGCCGGGAGGCCGGCGCGCGGCCAAACCCGGCCGUUCUGGGGCGGAGGCUUCGCGGAAGAGGCGCCGCCAACCGCAAGAGCAGGACUACUGGAGAGUGAGUUUGCGGGGCGAGCGGAGCUCUCUCUGAAUCAGCUUUACUUGGUUAGAUUAAGUUAAAUAAUCAAAAGGAAACACAGGAAGAGGGGGGCAAAAUCUCCAAUGACCUUUUAUUCUUUUUUAAUUUUUGUGAUACUGUAUUCAAAGGCGUGCAGUCCAAGGUUAAGUAUGGCGGGCUUGACUUUUCUCCGCCGUUCACUUGGUCAUUUUGCCACCUCAGAGAGGCUGUGCUUUUUAUUGCGGAGAUGGCAGUUGAAAGCAAAUAGAAAGUUCUACUCUCCUAUCCGUUUUUUGUUUUGUUUUAUUUUUAAUCAUGUUUUUUCUCCAUUUAAAAGUUUUGCUGGCUUAUCACACUGCACAAACCAACCCCCAUAAAAGAACACUGAAAAAUUAUUCCUCGGUGAAAUUAACCUACUUGUUCUGGGAUGGAUGGAAUUUCUUUUAAUACUUUUAAGACAAGGUUAAGGCCUAAUUGACCUUGCAUGGGGGGUGGGCAGGGGGGUGGGAGAAGGAAGAGGCAUUGACUUUAAGCUCAAGUUUAAUGGCUGAACCAAGAGUUGUUGGCAUUACAACAAAUCCACCUCCAUGGAGUAAGAGUGCUCUUGUUCUCUCAGCUCUUUAACUGUGCCCCUGCAAAAUUAUUCAGAAGGAAACCAGAAAAUCUGCCUCUUUUGCACUGUAGAUGUCUCUUCCAUGUGCCAAAUGUGAAGAUUAGAUUCUACAAAUGAAAGCCAAAUAAAAAGAAGUAUCUGAUAAAAGCAUGGGUUAGAGGGCUUUCCUAAUCUGUGUGAGGUCAAUUCAAGGGAUGUUUACAUACUGUAGAUAACCUACUUGAACACAAAUCAGUAUUAUAGAGAAUAAAUGGAUGUAAGAAAAUUACAUGUAUAAGUUUUGUAUAUUUGUUAAUAAUUUUGGUAAUAAAUAUGAUGUACUGCAUCUCAGUACCUUAGAACCUCUUUUAAUAAAAGUUAAAUAGAAGG
Molecule: messenger RNA, 2213 nt
Organism: Lipotes vexillifer (Yangtze River dolphin)
Lineage: Eukaryota; Metazoa; Chordata; Mammalia; Artiodactyla; Lipotidae
Product: cadherin-20
Exons: 5
Coding region: 65-1132 (355 amino acids)
Biological process (GO): cell-cell adhesion mediated by cadherin; cell morphogenesis; multicellular organism development
Cellular component (GO): plasma membrane; catenin complex; adherens junction
Molecular function (GO): cadherin binding; calcium ion binding; beta-catenin binding
Source: RefSeq, a predicted model, not a curated record